Choloepus didactylus (southern two-toed sloth) is the source of this 3068-nucleotide messenger RNA. RefSeq names its product Fc fragment of IgG receptor IIb (gene FCGR2B). The record is from RefSeq and is a predicted model, not a curated record. NCBI's taxonomy places the organism in Eukaryota, Metazoa, Chordata, Mammalia, Pilosa, Megalonychidae. Gene Ontology annotation, molecular function: transmembrane signaling receptor activity. The transcript has 9 exons. The coding region runs from base 191 to 1162 and encodes 323 amino acids. Gene Ontology annotation, biological process: cell surface receptor signaling pathway.
UGAAUCUCUGGAGAGAAGUUUUCAGUAGCUGUUUAUGUUGCCAUGUUGAUGACAUCACUUCCCGAUCUUUGAUGUCACUAGACUCCAGAAUUUGUCUGUUCUUUGGGGUGGAAUCUCUCAAGCCUGAAGAGAAGCCCGUGCUGCUGUGCUGACUCUCUGAGCCACUGAAGCCAGCCAGCUCCAGGGGGUGAUGGGACUCCCCUCAUUUCUACCCUUCCCAGCUGCUGAGAGUGACCUAGCUGAUUACCUGCCCUCCCACCCUUUGGGCCAUAUGCUACUGUGGACAGCUCUGCUAUUCCUGGCACCUGUCUCCGGGACCCCUGCAGAUCUCCCAAAGGCUGUGUUGCAACUUGAGCCCCCAUGGAUCAACGUGUUCCAGGAUGAGUACGUGACUCUGAAGUGCCAGGGGCCCUCCAGCCCUGGGGAGCACACCACCCAGUGGUUCUUCAAUGGGAGCACCAUUCCGACCCAGGUCCAGCCCAGCUAUCGCUUUAAGGCCAGAAACAAUGAUAGCGGGGAGUACAAGUGCCGGACGGGCCAGACGAGCCUCAGCGAUCCCGUGCAUCUGGGCGUGUUUUCCGAUUGGCUGCUGCUCCAGACCUCUCGCCAGGUGUUCCAGGAGGGAGAGCCCAUUGUGCUGAAGUGCCACAGCUGGAGGAACAUGCCUCUGUUCAAGAUUACGUACUACCAGAAUGAAAAAUCCAAGAAGUUUUUCUUUAAGGAGACAAACUUCAGCAUCCCACAAGCCAACCACAGUCACAGUGGGGAUUACCAUUGCACAGCAGUGAUUGGGAAGAGACAAGUCUCCUCACAGCCUGUGACCAUCACUGUCCAAGGGCCCACCUUGCACAUUUCUUCACUGGUGAUUUCUGUGGUCUCUGGGAUUGUGGCACUGGCCACUGUCAUUGCUCUGGUAACCUUGUUCUACCUCCGACGAAAGCGGACUUCAGCUCUCCCGGGAAACCCCGAGCACAGGGAAAUGGGAGAGACUCUCCCAGAGGAACCAGUCUAUGUCAGUGAUGCUGAAGAGACUGCCAAAGUCGAGGCUGAGAAAACAAUCACCUAUUCCCUUCUCAAUCACCUGGAAACUGCAGAGGAAGAAACAGGGUCUCCGAAUUACGAGGAAGACAUAAAUUUCCCGGAUUAUGAAAACCAAGCUUAGUCUCCACUAUCUUUCUCUGGGAUUUGGGGAAGAGAAUCUGUCAGGGGAGGAUUUGGUAUUUCCUGGCCUGCAUUCCAGUUGGGGAGGACAAGAGCUGCUGCAGUCACAAGGAAGGAGGAGGGUGUUUUCAGAAUUACCUGCGUGAGUCCUGAAGCACGCUGCCCGGAAAGCAACAGACGACACAGUGCUGCAUGUGCCCCAGCACUUCUCGUCAUCAAGACUCUUCUGUUCAUACAUCCAUGCAGCCAAGAAAAUUACAUUCAUUAAGAGAUUGUAGCAACAAGGGAAAUCCUUACCUUAUAGAUUAUAUGAAAAAAUUAUAUGAGUAAACAUGAUCUCAAAAAUGUUAAAAUAGACUAACAUAUACCAAAAUGUUAAAAGAAGUUGUUUCAGGGGGAAUUAUCAGUGAUUUUUAUUUUCUUUCCUUAUUUUUCUAUGAUCAUGUAUUGCUGUUAUAGAAUUAUAAAACACAUUCCCUUUACUUUUUGAAGUCUGCACUGGUUGGAACGAAGGCUGAACUAUCUGGGGUCAGUUUCUUUUCAGUAAUAAGAAUCUUGGGAGAGAGGUGAUGUUUAGAAGGUCGGGGAGAGGGUACAUUGGGGUUUGGAGUGUAGGAUGAGUGACCCUCUUCUUAAAACUAAUAUUCUUCUUCAAUGAACUUGUCCUCUUGUUUCCAUGUCUUCUUCCCCUUACUCCCAUGGCCAAAACAAUUGCUUUGAUUUGCAACAUGAGCUCUCAGGAAGACAAGCUUAAGAUGAGUACCCAGGGGGGAGGGCUGAGUCUUCGGGCUCUGGGGUCCUCCCAUUUAAUUACCAGGAGGAGGGGAGGUUCUCAGAGAGGCCAUCCCUGGCAGGUUAGAGUCGUGACUGACAGCUUCCUUAAGGGGUUUGGUGGCUGCCCUUGGAGAGGGCUCGUUUUCCUGGCACUCUUAUACAAUCUGUGCCACAUUUGUCUUGCAUUCAGGAUUCAACGGCUUCCUUGGUUGGGUGGUUUCCAUAGCUUUGUAUGAUACUCACAUCUUAUAGUCCUGCCACCAAGCUUCAGGCUUGCAUUUCAUUACAAUAAAAAAUAGUAAUUACAAUUACUGGAUUAUUGAGGGCUUACUUUGUGCCAAACUACAUGCUUUAGAAUUAGAAAAUUUAAGAUUGUUAACCAUUUAUACUUCUUCUUUUGUGAUUUUCCUGUCCAUAUAUACUUUGCUUAUUUUUAUGGUAGCAGUGUAUGUCCCUUUAUGUUGCAUAGUAGCAACUCAUUCUUUCUUUAUAUAUACACUAAUAAUAUAUUCUUUAUAUGAUUAAAAAUAUGGAUAAGCAAAAAAGUUAAUUAAAAUCACUGAUAAACCAGAAAUAAUCAAUGCUAACAUUUAGAGUAUAUCAAUCCACAUUCUUAUAUUGGUAAUAUACAUUAUAUAAGUAAAUGUAUUUUUAAAAAUUGGAUCAUAUUAUAUCUUUUACAUGUUCAUAAAUACAGUUAGGCAAAACUUUAUGCUCAUUUUAAAGGCUUAAAUAAUACAAAAAUAUAAAGAGUAUAAAGAGUAAAAAGUGUAACUUCUCUUUUGUCCUCACCUUCCCCACCCCCCACCCCAAUCCUGUUCCUUUCCCUAUGGAUGGGUAGCCAAUUCUUGAAAGUUAGGUGUAUAUUUCUGAAUUUUUUGGUAUGCAUUUAACACACAUUUAUAGGUUUUUACAGACCAUAAAUGGCAUCAUACUUUACAAAUUAUGCAGUUGGAUUAUUUUGUUUAACAAUAUGUUUUGGAGAUCAUUCCAUGGCAGUAUUUCUUUUUAAGGAUUACAUAUUUUUACAUAGGACAAAUACUAUACCAUAUUUUAUUCAACUCAUAUUUUAAAUGUUUUCUAUUUUUCAUGAUUAUACACAAUGCUGCAAUAAACAACAGUUUUGGAUGAUU